Messenger RNA from Tribolium castaneum (red flour beetle), 841 nucleotides. RefSeq lists its product as hypothetical. Lineage: Eukaryota; Metazoa; Arthropoda; Insecta; Coleoptera; Tenebrionidae. The coding region runs from base 105 to 782 and encodes 225 amino acids. The record is from RefSeq and is a predicted model, not a curated record. The transcript has 4 exons.
GAAAACCAAAAUAACGAGCCAGGCAACCCACAAUACAGCUUCCUGAGUGCCACUUUGACACAACUUUUUAUCAUUUCAUCUAUCGUCGAAAUUUUUGUGUAAACAUGUCUCAGUCGCCCCCUGUGGACCUUUACUUUUACGUAAAAUGUGCCAAACCACUGAUUUUCGCCCUUUCGUCCCUCUCAGACAGGUCGCUGGCAUGUGCUUGGCUCAAACGCUUGGUCGAAGACUCCUCUCUGUCUGAAUUACAAAAGAACAAUUACGUCAAACUCCUAAUAUACUUCCUCCAGAAACGCAAACUCGGGCCCCCUUUCAACAACCACCCCUCGAAAGUCAAGGACUUGGCUGAAAUGCCUCAAGUUUGUCAGAGUGAUGAAAGCCCUCGGGCGCGGUCGUACAAUUACGACUUUUCCGGGGAUUUACUCAGUUAUGUCGCUUAUCAGGACAUUGAGGAUUUCGGGGUUCAUUGUUAUUACGCAAUGUCUAAACAACCGAUAACGGUCUGGGACAGGUUUGAUAAGAGUCUUUUUCCUUCAGGGGUUGAGAGGAGGCCACAAGGGCCCGAUCUGGCCGAUGAAGACGGUCAAGCGAAGGCGGCGGUGCCAGACAAGGAAUUGGAGGAGAAGAAGAACGAGUUUGCGGCAAAAUUGGAGAAGAAGGUCAGGGGGGAGAACAAGAAGGUCAUGUUUUUGGUGUCUCCGCUCGGGACAGAGGCCGAGCCCGACGACAGGAUUCCCCCCAGUUGGGGCUCCAACCUCCUCCUCGACAAUGUCGACAAAUAAAUAAAUCAUUUGUUUCACGUUACCUGGCCACUGAAAUAAAUAAAAUCUUUCAAAAAUCA